CCUUGGUUCUUGCAGUAUUAUGAUUUUUCCCCCCAUGUAGCAUUGGGGUAACAUGUUUCUCACUCUUCUUUGUUGCUAUAUAGGAACCAUGCCCAUCUAUUGGUGUUUAGCAGAUUGCAGUAAAAUGUGCUUGCGCAGUUGAUAGUUGUUUUUUUUUUCUGGAAAUUGAUAGCGUUUUGCUUGUUUUGUGAUCGUCGUAUAAGCAUUUCAGUUUUCCUUGUCAAUCCUUCACCCUCUUCUUUUGCCGCUUCACUGCCACAAGAGAAAGUUUUUUUAGAUUUCUACGGGUCUGUGCUGAUUACUACCAGGAGAAGGCUAACACUUAAUGAACUUUAUGAGAAUUUCAUGCUUUGUGUUUUAUCAUUUAUUUUUCUAUGUAUUAGGGUUUUAUACGCUGUGUGUGUUUAUCUCUUUUAUUAUUUGUCGCUAAUAUAAAAACUUGUGGUUGAUUAUGAAAAUUCGAUUUUUAUUUAUGGUUUCCUUUACUGCUUGGUUUGUUUCUAAUCGUGAAAGUUUUUUGAAAAUAUUCAGUUUGAAAACAUUGGAUGCGGUUUUGUUUCGUGUGGUUGAUUUUUUUGGGCAUCAAGCCAUAUGCGAAGAUCUCAUGCCAUGGCUAGAUAUUUGCUACCCUACUUGUCCCUUCUCUCCCUUACCCUCCUUGAUGAAUUCCUAUCAUUGUCAUCCUUCUAUAACAGGUCAUAUGCCAUAGCAAUCGAUAGGCUUCAAUUGAGUUGAUCUACAUUGGGAAUCAAGUUCAUAAAUCGAAGUAGACUCUUACCCCAUUUUUUUUUUAUAUGAGCUAGUCUCCAUAUUGUUUGGGCAUUGUAGUUUUAUUGGUAAUCCUAAUCUUUAUAGUGGAGCCUUUGGAGAUGUAAAGGUAAAAUUAAGAGGUUGCUUCAGCCUAGGGGUGCAUGACUACUGUGUGCUGAUUGCAGAUGUUAUCAUGGGGUAUGUACAUGAGUUGGUGACAAUCUGUAAGUUGGGAAGCAAGUUUUUAGAUUGAGUGACACUCUUAGAUGAGUUGGUUACAAUAUGCUUUAUUGAGGAUGAGGUUAAUGUUGUGGUCAUCUUAGUAACUAGCUCAUCUAACGAGGUGAAAUGAUUGUUGUUUUGCAGAACAUUAAAGUUCUUUGGAGUUAAUAUUACAAUGACUUUCCAUAUCAAGAUGACACUUGACUUGUUACAGCCAAUGGUCAUCUCCUCGCUCAGCUGCCGUAUUGCCUCGAUGAUCGCUUCUCACUUGAUCUCUUGUCAAAUCAAACCCUUCAAUAUCAACUCUUGCCGCAUCACAGAGGAGCUCUUGAAAGAGUUCACACAAUUUAUCUCAUUAUACCACUUCCUAUAUUACCUUUCCAAUAGUAUCUUAGUGAUGAGGAGGAUGAGGAUGACCAACAUUGUGGAGACAAAGAUGGUGUCUAUGACCAUCGAGUUUGACAUAGAAUGGUGAGGCUGCAUGGCAAGAGUAGCCCUUUGCAGAGCAUGCUAUUGGACAUAUAUGACUAUGACAACCCGCAGACUAGUUGUUGAUCCAAAUGACUCUCACGAGAGGUUGAGCAUAAUCAAUUUACUUUAUUUGGGGUUUAUAUCGGGUUUGAUCUGUGAUUAGUAAGUAAAUAGGUUGAAUGCUUUAAAUAAUUCUUUUGGAUGUGGACUUUGCAACUUAUCUGACCUGGCAUGGUGCCAGGUAGAUGUCACGUCAUAUGUUUAAUCACAAUAGGAUAAAUUUUUUAUGGAAGCUAUUUUUAAAUGCUAAAUAGUGUUUGCACUACAUUUGAUAACUUUUAGAACUUAUGCUAAAUUUAAGAAAACCCUAAACAUUAUGCUAGAUUCAUGUAUUAACCCUAAAAUUAUUGAUAAAUAGAAGCUCAUUAUAUAAAGUUUAGUUGAUUGUAAGGCCAUAUAGGUUUAGAAUUAUUGAGUUUGUAUUACAUAAGUAUCCUUUGUCACAUCAUGUGUUAUAAAUUCCUUUAGAUUUUGGACAAUAGUUUGGAAGGGUACACGCAUAAUGGUUUGGCUUGAGUUAAAGAAGAAUUUAAAGUUUUGUGAUCAGAGGUCACACUACCUCUUCUCCAAUUAGUUGCUUCUAUAAUAGCCAUUCCCCAACACCAAGUGUCACUUUACUUAAAUGAAAGAUAUGAAGGGAGGAUAAAUGAUGCAAAAAAUGAAUAUAACAAUAAGGAUGUGUAUGUCAUUUAUUAGUUUUAUUCUUCUCCCUCAAUUUUCAUCUGAGUAAAUGUAGCACAUUGUUGCUCCCUUUCUACAUGAAGACCUUUUUGUUGCCUUAUCAAUCGUCAUGGCAACAACUUAUCUUUAGCUCAAACUCGAUUGCUCGAGACUAGAUUCAAGAUGGAAACCAGUUUUGAUCCUGAUCUAAUUCAUGCAAUUUUCAAGUUGGUUUGGAGCAGCUCAGCCGAGCGGGAUGAAGAAACUGAAGCUGUUGAUGUUGAGGUUGGUGCUGGGGCAUCCAAGAAGAGUCGACCAACUACAGCUAAUCAUAGUGCUCUGAGCGUAAGCUGCGAACUUCUCCGGCUGUUCAUCACAGAGGCAAUUGAGCGCACUGCUAUAAUUGCUGAAGCAGAGGGUACAAAUAAAAUUGAACCUACUCAUUUGGAGAGAAUUCUCCCACAACUCCUGUUGGAUUUUUAAGGUAUUUUAAACUUGCACAGAAUCCUAAAUGAGCUAAUGUUGUGCUGCAUAAGGAACACAAUACGUAAACUCUGUAUGUUUAGGUUUCAGAUAUCAAAUGAAGUUUGUGAGGGAGCUUGUCAUGAGUUUGAUUUGAAAUUGAAGACUUGCAGUUGGCUGUUUUAUCUUCCUUUUAUUUAAGCUAUUUAUUGAUAUACUAUGACUUUAAAUAUUUAUAUAUUGUAAUUUUAAAUUUUAAAAUUUCUUUAUAAAAUUAUUAUUUAUAUGACUAUUUGCACCAUGAAAGGAAGGAGAAUAAGAAACUUGCCUAUAUGCUCAUCUAUGGUAUAUUAUUUCUCUUUAUUUUCCAAGAAAAAUUCAUAUAAGUGAAGGAAAGAGACUGUAUCAUGAUCACACUAGCCAAGUAAAAGAGCACU
Messenger RNA from Zingiber officinale, 3062 nucleotides. Its product is annotated as protein MHF2 homolog. The record is from RefSeq and is a predicted model, not a curated record. Gene Ontology annotation, biological process: kinetochore assembly; DNA repair; resolution of meiotic recombination intermediates. Gene Ontology annotation, cellular component: Fanconi anaemia nuclear complex; FANCM-MHF complex. Bases 2347 to 2646 code for a protein of 99 amino acids. The transcript has 6 exons. NCBI's taxonomy places the organism in Eukaryota, Viridiplantae, Streptophyta, Magnoliopsida, Zingiberales, Zingiberaceae.